This is a messenger RNA of Agelaius phoeniceus (red-winged blackbird), 498 nucleotides long. The record is from RefSeq and is a predicted model, not a curated record. NCBI's taxonomy places the organism in Eukaryota, Metazoa, Chordata, Aves, Passeriformes, Icteridae.
AUGGAGCGGCUGGGGCGGCGCGGCCGGACGGAGAGGUACCCGGCCUUGGGGGUGUUGUUUCCCCCUAUCCUCCUCCUCCUCCUCCUCCUCCUUCUGGCAGCAGAAGAUUGUUUGGCUCAGUGUGAUAAUGACUGCAAGGCUUACUGCUGUGAUGGGACUGCUCCCUACUGCUGUUCAUAUUAUGCCUACAUUGGGAAUGUCUUUUCAGGCACAGCGAUAGCUGGAAUUGUUUUUGGCAUAGUAUUUAUGAUGGGAGUGCUUGCUGGGAUUGCCAUCUGUAUCUGCAUGUGCGUGAAAAGCACCCGUGAGACUCGAGUAGGGGUCAUCCGAGCAACGCACAUCAACACCAUCAACACGUACCCAGUGGCUCCACCACCAUACAGUUAUGAACAUGAAAUGGAGCACCCAGCUGACCUACCUCCACGUUAUACUCCAGCCCCACAGACUGUGAUGCAGUAUCCCCCACCCCCUCCAUACCCUGGAUAUUCAGGGAAAUAA